This is a messenger RNA of Rhopalosiphum padi (bird cherry-oat aphid), 1359 nucleotides long. Its product is annotated as facilitated trehalose transporter Tret1-like. The coding region runs from base 1 to 1359 and encodes 452 amino acids. Gene Ontology annotation, cellular component: membrane. Lineage: Eukaryota; Metazoa; Arthropoda; Insecta; Hemiptera; Aphididae. The record is from RefSeq and is a predicted model, not a curated record. Gene Ontology annotation, molecular function: transmembrane transporter activity. Gene Ontology annotation, biological process: transmembrane transport. The transcript has 3 exons.
AUGGAAGAAGGAAGAUUCAAAACAGUGUUCUUUACCUUUUCAAUUGCUCUAAUAGCGAGUUUAGGUUCUUUGGUCUGCGGUUCGUGGAUCGGAUGGUCGUCGCCGGCGACCUACCUGAUGAAGAACAACCAGACCGAUUUGGACGUGACCGAUUACGGUAUGAUGAUCGCCAUGUACGACUUGGGCAACUUCAUCAGCCCUAUCCCGUGUGGUUAUCUUCUGGGGUUUUACGGUAGGAAGUGGACGAUUCGCAUAAUCGGCCCGAUGAACAUAAUCGCCUGGGGGGCGAUUAUACUGUGUCCGUCUCGGUUGAGUGUCCUGUACGUGGCCAGACUGUUCGCCGGACUGGCCAAGGGGAUGACGUUCAGCUCCAUACCAAUGUACGUGGGCGAAAUAGCCGAAGUCAAGUUACGCGGUGCUGUGUUGUCCUUGUUUCCGAUAAUGUUGUGCGUGGGCAUGUUGAGCAUACAGUCGAUCGGCCAGAUGCUCAAUUAUACACAGCUCAACAUGCUGGGUCUGUCCUUCUCGGCCUUGUUCACGGUGUUGUUCUUCGCCAUGCCCGAAAGCCCGUACUACCUGAUGCAGAAGAAUCGGCGGGAUCAAGCCGAGAAGUCGCUCAGGAGUAUCCGAGCCAAAGACGACGUUACCGAUGAACUGGAGCUUAUCGAGGAGACGGUCACCAAGCAGAUGCAGUCUAAGACCACUUACAAAGAGUUGUUUCAAAACAAGGCCAACCGGAGGGCUUUGAUCAUUACGGCGGGAGCUAGCAUGUUUCAGAGGCUCAGCGGCAUUAGUCCAUUCAUACACUUCAGCUCGAUCACGCUGCCGUCCACCAACUACUGGAUGAACCCGCUGUUGGCCGUCGUGCUGUUCACCUUGUCCAAGAACAUCGGCACGCUGUUGCACAUGGUCCUGGUGGACUGGAUGGGCCGGAAGCCGCUGAUGUUGGGCUCGCACGGCGCGAUGGCCGUGCUGACGGCCGCGUACGGCGUCGGCCUGUACGCGGUGGCCAACGGGCCCGGAGACCAUCCGCUGGCGUGGUGGCCGGUGCUGACGCUGUGGCUCUACGGUUUGGCGUACUCCGUGGGCGCCGGUUCGCUGACGUACACGCUCAUCGGCGAGAUGUUCGCGGCCAACGUCAAGACCAAGGCGGCGCCGCUGUGCGUCAUGUGCCUGGCCGGCGCGUCGUUUCUGCUGGACGGCACCUACACCACCAUGUCCCGCACGUUCGGCGUCUGCUCCAAUUACUACAUGUACUCGGCGUUCAACCUGGUCUGGGCGCUGGUCGCCGGUUUCGUCAUGAUCGAGACCAAGGGCAAAACGUUUUUGGAAAUCGAGGAAAUACUCGGGACCACUUGA